Pieris brassicae (large cabbage white) is the source of this 1401-nucleotide messenger RNA. RefSeq lists its product as uncharacterized. The coding region runs from base 412 to 1074 and encodes 220 amino acids. NCBI's taxonomy places the organism in Eukaryota, Metazoa, Arthropoda, Insecta, Lepidoptera, Pieridae. The record is from RefSeq and is a predicted model, not a curated record. The transcript is spliced from 5 exons.
CAUUCCGAGUGUUUGGAGACUUGUAUAAGGACGUUUCUUAACGCCAUAAAAAUUGUUAAAAAGUACAAUAACUUAAUUCAAUGUACACAUCAGUUCAUAGUGUCUUGUCUAGAUAUUAAUUUUUUAACAUCAAAGCUAAUGCUUAGUGUAGGUAUAACGUUAGAGUUGUAAGUAUUCAAUAUCCUGUUUAGUCAAAACAAGGCCGAAUACGAAUACCGCCUGCGUGUCGUCAGUAAAGUUUCAGAUUUUCCAUCAGUCUCACCGCGGGAGAUCAUAGAAAAUCUCUGUAAUGAUAAACAAUGGCUGUAUUUGCUCCCACGCUCGUUCACUAGAAAACUCAUCACUUAACGAAGAAAUGUGACAUAACGCCAUCUAGCGGUAACAGUGCGUACUACGCAAAACGAAACCAAAAUGAAACUGAAUUUGUUCAAGCGGUCCAUGAUUUUUGCGACUUUCUUUGGGUCCUGUCUAUGUAUAGCGUUAUUGGUCGCGUCUUUAGGAACCCAGCAUUGGGUAGAUGCAAGAGCGAGGCGGUUGCAAAACACUGAAUCCGAGGGCAGGAUUAACUUUGGACUGUUUGAGGGGCACAAAGAAUUGAAUUUCGGAUAUGGGUGGAGGCCACACGAUUUAAGUAUAGGCGCCGGAACUCAUCCUGCUCGCCGAUGGGCGUGGUGUGGUACAGCCGCCCAAUUAGCAGUAGCCCUAGCAGCUAGCGCGGGAGCAGCUGUCUUAGCCGCAUUGGCAUCAGCAGCCAGGCACUCCGCGCAACCACGCCCACUUUUGCUCACCAAUUGUGCCACAGUACUAUUCUGUCUCGGCGCAAUGUCAGUGUGGCUCACUGAGUUCUUCCUCCGUCUGCAGCAUAACGUUAUGUCUGAGGAAGACCUCGCAAAUACAUGGUCAUCCGACUUAACGGCAGAUCUGGGAUUGUCCUUCUGGUUAGUGGUUGCAGCUUGCAUAUCAGCAUUUAUCAACAAUGUAUGCAUUUUAAUUGCAAUGUCAGAUGCGCCUGAUUCGGACGUCGCUGCUCCCGCGUUAGAGGAAAAAUUGAAUGGAGCUAUAAUGCUUUACUAAGAAUAAUCUCUAAAGAAUCUCUUGUGAACUUUGUUUAACCUACCCUACAGAACCUAAAGGAGGUUGGUUUACAUUUCGACGCGUAUGUGUUUUUAAAUCUUAAUAGUGCAAAAAGUUUUGAUAAUACCGUACUUAAAAAAGGUUAAUAAACCAUCCAUUCCAUGAAAGGUGAACAAUAAGGAUUGUAGUUUAGUUCUUAGAUGUUUACAAAUAUGAGUUAUGCCGUCUAUUGUGUAUUGCCAUUUUGGCGUAUGAGGCUGAAUAUGUAAUAAUAAUCCGUCCAGACAUUGUUGUAUUGUCGAUUGUUAUUUCUAAAUUAAGUAAUAA